Carassius carassius (crucian carp) is the source of this 530-nucleotide messenger RNA. RefSeq names its product hemoglobin, beta adult 2 (gene hbba2). Gene Ontology annotation, biological process: oxygen transport; hydrogen peroxide catabolic process. Lineage: Eukaryota; Metazoa; Chordata; Actinopteri; Cypriniformes; Cyprinidae. Bases 63 to 455 code for a protein of 130 amino acids. The record is from RefSeq and is a predicted model, not a curated record. Gene Ontology annotation, cellular component: blood microparticle; haptoglobin-hemoglobin complex; hemoglobin complex. Gene Ontology annotation, molecular function: oxygen binding; heme binding; peroxidase activity. The transcript is spliced from 3 exons.
AAACAACGCGCGCAUCUAUGUUCAGCAUUCACACUUGUUGAAAAAGUAAAGAGAUAAUCACAAUGGUGGAGUGGUCGGAUUCCGAGCGCAACACUAUUGCGAGUGUCUGGGGCAAAAUCAACGUCGAUAAAAUCGGACCCCAGACUCUGGCAAGAGUGCUGAUUGUAUAUCCCUGGACACAGAGGUAUUUCGGUUCCUUUGGAAACCUUUCCAGCGCGUCUGCAGUUCUGGGCAAUCUCAAGGUGGCAAACCAUGGGAAAACCGUGUUAAAUGCAUUAGACAAAGCCGUGAAGAACUUGGAUGGCAUCAAAGGCACUUACUCUGAGCUCAGCCAGCUGCACUGCAACACACUCAACGUUGAUCCAGACAACUUCAGGCUGUUGGCCGACUGUCUCACCAUUGUCGUUGCGACUUCAUUUGGAUCCGAGUUCAACCCCGCUGUUCAGGCCACCUAGCAGAAAUUCCUGUCCGUCGUUGUGGCCGCUCUCUCCAGCCGUUACUACUGAAGAUCCCUGCCUCAAUCAUGAUUC